GGUCCCUGCCGUGCUGCUGCCCCAGCCUUCCCCUCCUCUUUCCUACCCCUCCUCUUUCCCUCCCCUCUCCUCCUCCUCCUCCUCCUGCAGCCGCAGUGAGGCCGGGCGCGGUGCGGAGCGGUGCGGCGGGGCAGAGCUCAGGUGGGGACAUCCUCCAGCAACAUCCAAAUCUGGGUGCAGGUGCAGUGUCCCAUUCUGCAGCCAAGAUGUGGCCGUCCGUGUCCAUCCUGUGUGUCCUGGUGGCCUUCGCCAAUGCCCGCAGCAUUCCUUACUACCCACCCCUCUCCAGUGACCUGGUCAACCACAUAAACAAGCUCAACACCACCUGGAAGGCAGGGCACAACUUCCACAACACUGACAUGAGCUAUGUGAAGAAGCUGUGUGGCACCUUCCUGGGUGGGCCCAAGCUCCCUGAAAGGGUAGAUUUUGCUGCAGACAUGGAUUUGCCAGAUACCUUUGACUCGCGGAAGCAGUGGCCCAACUGUCCCACCAUCAGCGAGAUCAGAGACCAGGGCUCCUGUGGCUCUUGCUGGGCUUUUGGUGCUGUGGAAGCGAUUUCAGACAGAAUCUGUGUUCACACCAAUGCCAAGGUGAGCGUGGAGGUGUCGGCGGAGGACUUGCUGUCAUGCUGUGGCUUCGAGUGUGGCAUGGGGUGCAAUGGUGGUUACCCCUCUGGUGCAUGGAGGUACUGGACAGAGAGGGGCCUCGUGUCCGGGGGUCUCUACGACUCUCAUGUGGGCUGCAGGCCCUACACCAUCCCACCCUGUGAGCACCACGUCAAUGGCUCCCGGCCACCCUGCACUGGGGAGGGAGGAGAAACCCCCAGGUGCAGCCGGCACUGUGAACCUGGUUACUCACCUUCCUACAAGGAGGACAAGCACUACGGCAUCACAUCCUAUGGUGUCCCUCGCAGCGAGAAGGAAAUCAUGGCUGAGAUCUACAAGAAUGGCCCAGUGGAAGGAGCCUUUAUUGUCUACGAGGACUUCUUGAUGUACAAAUCUGGGGUGUACCAGCACGUGUCAGGGGAGCAGGUUGGAGGCCACGCCAUCCGGAUCCUGGGCUGGGGCGUCGAGAAUGGGACCCCAUACUGGUUGGCUGCCAACUCCUGGAACACCGACUGGGGAGAUAACGGCUUCUUCAAAAUCCUCCGAGGAGAGGACCACUGUGGCAUUGAGUCUGAGAUCGUGGCUGGCGUCCCCAGGACGGAGCAAUACUGGACGAGGGUGUAACCACCCUCCUGCAUCACUGCUGAUGAGUUGAUCACACCACAAAUAAUCCCAAGUCCCUGACGCUUUUAACUGAUAGCGGGUUGGGCGCAGAGCCCCCACUCUUAAGAGACUAUAGUUGAGGUUCCUUUAAUUAAAGCUUUUUAUCUUUUUAUUUCGUUCUGGUUUUAGUUGUACGGUGGAGCUGGAGGUGGCAGGUUCUGUGUUCUUGCGAGCUGCUGUCUGCAAGCCCUCUGCUCCUGGUGGCUCGCAGCUGGAGGGCAUUCCCUGCUCAGAGGACUGCUGGAGGGCUCUGUGACCCCACGUGCUGUGGUCUUUGGGUAGCCUGAAACCCUUCCAGCCCGAUGUAUUACUGGGAGGAUGGGAAUCAUUGUGCUGGAAACAGGGACUUGGUGGGGCAGCAGAGAUGGGAAAUGCAGGUUGUGUCCAUGCAUGGCUUGUGCACUUGUGGCUGGGCUGGUCCGGCUGCUGUUGGCACCCAAAAGGAGCAGGGUGUGCAAGAGAGCCUGUGCCUUGCUGGAUGGGUUAGGACUUUGUAAUGACAGGAAACUGAAGAACCUGGUGUGGGGCUGGCUCUGGCUGGAGCUGCAUAGAGCCCCUCCUGCCUGUAACAAGUCAUCUGUGCACUGCUCGCUCUGCUCCAUUAUUUUGGCUGCUUUCUAAACCACUCCUUUUCUUUUUUAACUCUUUUUUUCUCUUUCUUUUUUUGUUUUUUUCCUUCCUGCUGUAGUCUGGGGUUAUUGAUCCUAGGGAAGGGCCUGGCCUGAGCUCCAUGAGCCUUUGAUCAAAUGUCCUGCAGCAUUGCUAGACAGGGGAAGCUGCGUCUGUCAAAGGCAGCUUGGUUGUGCUUUGGGUCGUGCCUUGGUGAGGGUGCUGCUUUUAGCAUGUUGGCGUGGUGCUUUGGGACUGCAGACACUGCAUGUCGGCUGCAAAGUGUUCCCCAGCUCUGCUGCAGGGAGCUCAUACAGAUGCUUGCAGGUAUCUUGCUUAUUUGCACACCUCUAAAGCUUUCUUUGAGCCACAAGUAUCAAGGAAGAAAUACCCUUAUUUUUUUUUUAACUGGGGGGGGGUGGGAGGUGUAAUAACUGUAGGAGGAAUCGUAUGAUCUGCCCGUGCUAAUGUAAUGGAAGAACCUUUUAUUUUCUCUGAAAGCACAGAGUCUAUUGGCGAGCUAAGGCCACACAGCUGACAUGAGUGAAGCAGGCUCUCCCCUUGUACUGUAAAAUAGCCCCCUACCUCUGCUUACUCAUUGAAACAGAACUUUGGUGUAUCCGAAUGAAACGACUGUGCCAAUAAAUGAUUUCUCCAACA
Lagopus muta (rock ptarmigan) is the source of this 2537-nucleotide messenger RNA. It is a transcript of the gene CTSB, whose product is annotated as cathepsin B. Gene Ontology annotation, molecular function: cysteine-type endopeptidase activity. The transcript is spliced from 10 exons. Bases 207 to 1229 code for a protein of 340 amino acids. The record is from RefSeq and is a predicted model, not a curated record. Gene Ontology annotation, cellular component: lysosome. Gene Ontology annotation, biological process: regulation of catalytic activity. NCBI's taxonomy places the organism in Eukaryota, Metazoa, Chordata, Aves, Galliformes, Phasianidae.